Hevea brasiliensis (rubber tree) is the source of this 517-nucleotide messenger RNA. RefSeq lists its product as uncharacterized. The transcript is spliced from 2 exons. Bases 63 to 419 code for a protein of 118 amino acids. The record is from RefSeq and is a predicted model, not a curated record. Lineage: Eukaryota; Viridiplantae; Streptophyta; Magnoliopsida; Malpighiales; Euphorbiaceae.
GGAUAAGGAUAAGAUGGUCAAACCCAAAAGUUCACAAGAGGCCCAGAGAUAACUGAAAGAAAAUGGUAGCCAUAGAAAGAAGCUUUUUCUUUAACAAUCUUUCUUCUCCUAAUCUCUAUCGUCCAAACAAAAAUUGCAGAAGAAAUGCUACCACUUUAGCUAAGAAGAGGGAUUUCUCUCAGAAUUCGACAACCCAACAAGAACCCAUUUUUCCACUCAGACUUUCUAGUAAAUUUUUGGCUCAAUCAGCAAUUGCUGUGUCUGGAUUAGGCUUCAUUGACGCUGGGUAUAGUGGAGAUUGGUCAAGGAUUGGAGUGAUCUCAAAGGAGACUGAGGACUUGCUAAAGGUUGCUGCUUUUCUUGUUAUUCCUUUAUGUUUUUUUCUUGUAUUUUCCAUCUCAAGGGAAGAAGAGGUUUGAAAUUGUUUAGAUGGUAAGUUUGUCUGCUUUGAAAUUCAAUAAUAUAUUACAACAGGAUCACCUCUUGAAAUAAAUUGCCGAGCCCCUUGGUAGAAGCC